Molecule: messenger RNA, 7534 nt
Organism: Solenopsis invicta (red fire ant)
Lineage: Eukaryota; Metazoa; Arthropoda; Insecta; Hymenoptera; Formicidae
Gene: Rgl
Product: ral guanine nucleotide dissociation stimulator
Exons: 8
Coding region: 1416-3710 (764 amino acids)
Biological process (GO): positive regulation of GTPase activity; Ras protein signal transduction
Cellular component (GO): plasma membrane
Molecular function (GO): guanyl-nucleotide exchange factor activity
Source: RefSeq, a predicted model, not a curated record
UUGUCAAAUAGAUAUUUCUUUAAAAUUGUCUAAAAAAGUACUUAUAUUUUUCACUCCGAGCGGAAGAAAACUCGUGUUCAAGACUUUUUCUCCAAAAUUAGGUUGAACACCUAAUCUUGAACACCUCGGCAUCAGGCUUUGCAGCUCAUCGAUCCGCCCCUGAGUACCCUCACCCAACAAAGCCGAGGGAGCACCAGGGAGCACCUCCGUUACAACAAAUGGCGGGUACCGUCGUAAGUACCUGCUCCCCCACCCCGUGUCUCGCCCAUGGUGGGAAAAAGUCCGUCACACACCGGCACACAUCUCCGGCGUGACGGUGGUUGCCACACAGUCGUACAGCGAGGUCCGGCUCGCGAGGGAAGCUCCGAACGGCUGACAAUUUUUCCGGCGCGUCGCGGCUCACGCGCGCGUCCCCCAAUCCCGCCUUGGUUUUUCCUUUCGCAAUCUGAGGAGCGGGGACCCCCUGCUGCAUGGUGGUCCCCCUGUCCCCUCCCUUGUACCAUACCAUACCGUAUCGUACCGUACCGUACCGUACCGUGCCGUUCGCAGGGAACGGCACUCGCUCGCGCGCCCGAAAGAGAGAGAGAAGUCGCCGCCCGUCCGUCUGUUCGUUCGCGUUCGUUUGCGAGCGAUUCGUCUCGUCGAAGCGAUACUCGAAGGUAUCGAAAGUGCAGUUUUGGAGGAUCACACAGUGGAUCGUGACAAGAGGAGGACAAUCGUGAAAGGAGAACAAGACACUCCUCGGCGUCGUGUGGCGCGAUGCCGGAUGACAGAUCAGGUCCGGAGCAGCUAUCACAGGUAGAGUCCCCCGGGAACGUUCCCGUUUGGGGGCCAGGCCUCGGCGCAGAAUGACGAGCAUCGUCGGCUCGUGCUGCUGCUGCCGGAAGCGAAGCCGCGAAGAGGAGCAACGAACAGCCCGGCGACGAAGACGACGACGACGAGCGACGAGUUCGGGUCCCUCUAGCGUCAGCGGGGGGCUAUGAGCGCUGACAAUGGGGACGAAUCCUUGUCGCAGCUGUCGAAACGUCGGCGAACGUCGCUACGGCUCGGUACCAUGAUACGCCCCUGCAUCCCGAGCGGGCGAUCGCGCGUGAACGUCAACGUCGUCAUCGUCGGCAUCGAGGCGUGGUGACGCGACGUCGGCCGACGAUCUCAGUUCGCCGGCAACGGCCGUCGUGACAACUCGCGCCGUAACGCGAACCAGCCCUCGGAAAGAGAUCGCCCACCCCUUCCGCCCAGAGAAAGGGUGUAUCGCGAGGGGUGCGAAGAAGACGAGAGCGAGAAGACGCGGCGGUGGCGACGAGAGGGCUACACCGUUCUGCGAUAAAGGAAACAAUACCAAAGGGGUGACAUUAGGACGAGAGAAGCGAGAGGAGACGAUAGCCGGAGGAGGGGCACAGGGACAAAACACGUGGAUGCUGUGGCCGGUGUUGGGGGGGGAUGACGGGCUGAGCCCCACAGCGUCGCCCACGCCGGUGGCGACCAGCGCCGUCCCCCCCGCGAAGGGGGUAAACAAACUGACCCCCCUGCUGCUCUGCGCCCCCUGCAAGCCCGGUGGCCACCGGAAGAGCCAGAGCUCCACCCAGUGGUACGUGCAACAGCCCACGUGGCGUUUAUGGGGCGAGGAAAGGGGCGACGGCGUCAUAUACACGGUAUACCUAAAGAAGGUCCGAUACCACCGGCCCACGAGAAGUCUAUCAGCAUCGGACUCUGACGACGAAAUCUCGCACUUGGAAUGGGAGACGGUGAGGGUGCGCUUCCUGAAGGCUGGCACGGUGCAGCGGCUGGUCGAGAGCCUGGCGAACGACGACGGCGAGUUGGAGUCCACCUACAUAAACAUCUUCCUGGCGACGUACCGGGCGUUCACCAGCCCGCGUGAGGUCCUCGAGUUGCUACUCGCGCGAUACGACGCCCUGGACGGGAGCGUCGGCUGCGAGCAGCACCGCAAGACCCUGGUCCAGGCUCUGCACGUCUGGCUGGAUGCCUACCCGGGCGACUGGAAGUCACCCCCAAAUCACCCGCUGCUCACCAGGCUCCUCGAGUUCACGCAGCAGCGCCUCAUCGGCUCUGAGCUUGAGCUCAAGGCCAAGCACCGGCUGCACCGAUUCCAGCGAGAGGAUCAGAUAGACUCCUGCAUGGUGUACGACAAUGGCCGACUACCCAUGCGCGGUUCCCCGGAUCCGAUGGCGGAUCACUGGGGAAACUACAUCUUCCCCGAGGUGCCCCACCGUCACUUCGCCGAGCAGCUGACUCGGAUGGAUGCCGAAGUGUUCAAGAAGCUGGUCGCCCACCAGUGUCUCGGCGCCGUGUGGUCCCGGAAGGAUCGUUCCAGGAGCCACGAGGCCGCCACAGUGGUGGCGACCGUUAACCAAUUCAACGCUGUCUCCCUGCGAGUAAUCUCGACGAUCCUAACGGACACAACGCUCAAGUCGCAGGAGCGCGCCAGGAUUCUCGAGACGUGGAUCGACGUUGCGCAGGAGUUGCGAGUACUCAAGAACUUCAGUAGUCUGAAGGCGAUCGUCUCCGGCCUUCAGAGCAAUCCGGUGUACCGACUGGAGAAGUGCUGGCAGUGCAUGCCCCGCGAGAAGCACGAGCUCUUCCGCGAGCUCGAGAGGAUAUUCUCGGAGGAAAACAACGCCUGGACGCAGAGAGAGUUACUCAUCAAAGAGGGCACUGCCAAGUUCGCCGACACCGCCGGCAGAAGCGAUAGGCAUCUGCAGAAGCUCUUUCAGAAACAGAAUACUAACGCGGGCAACAUUAGCUACGGCACGAUACCGUACCUAGGAACCUUCCUGACUGACCUCACCAUGAUCGAUACGGCGAUACCGGACACGAUAGCCGACGGUCUCAUCAAUUUCGACAAGAGACGGAAGGAGUUCGAGGUGCUAGCCAGAAUAAGGCUUCUGCAGGGCGCGGCAAACGCGUAUAAUUUCAGUAUGGACCCCGUGUUCGAUCGUUGGUUCCACUCGGUGGUGGUGCUGGACGAUCGGGAAGCGUACAAACUCAGUUGUCAGAUCGAGCCACCACCGGGGAACACCCUCAAUAAUCGCGGCAAAAAGAAGCAGGGUCACCAGGGUCAUCGGAAGAACGAUUCGAUCGCCUCCACGUCCAGUUCGAGCAGUUCGCAGUUUUACUGCGACCUCGACUCCCUCCCAAGUUCACCACACAACUCGCUAGAUCGGCGAACAUCACCAUCGCAGAUGUCCAGCUCGUCCUCUAGUUCGUCCCUACCAUCCCUGGAUGUGUCCCUGAGCUCCGGCGGAGGUGGCAGCCAUCAGACUCGUCUGGCACCACCGACAGGCGCCAUGGCCAACGGUAGCACUCCGAAUCUCGCCGGGCUAUCCAGUCCCAGCCACUCGCACAAGAGCUCGCCCGAUUUCUACAUCAUCAAAGUCACCAUGGAGACGGACAAUGUGGAGACGGAAGGCGUGGUGCUGUACAAGUCAAUAAUGCUGUCGAACAACGAGCGGACGCCUCAGGUUAUCCGAAACGCCAUGCUGAAGCUCGGCCUCGAGGGCAGCCCCGAUCAGUACACCUUGGCCCAGGUGCUACCUGAUCGGGAGAUGGUGCUACCCAACUCAGCCAACGUCUAUUACGCUGUAAAUACCGCGCACAAUCUCAAUUUCAUACUGAGACAGAGGAGAGAGCCCAACGACGCGAUCUCGGACAGUCCCAGGAGCAAAGGCAAUGGUCACAAUCACAAAAGGUAGUCUUCCUGAUGGCCGUCGAGCGGAAAAGGAAGACUCCCGACGUUUGCCAACGUAAACGGGACAGUUCCCGGACAGUUACACGAACUUUAGACGCGAAAUUAGAGUGCCGAUGGGUUCUCGGUGAAAAAGAGUAAAAUCGAUCGGUGUAAUUGCGAUAGAAGACUAAUGCGAUGUCGUAGCGUACGUCAGCGAUCCCGUCAGAGCCGGAUAAAUUAAGUUGUAAUAACGCACAAAAUUUCUUAACAUUUGAUAUGACAAUGUUGACGUGUCAACGGUAUCUUAAUCGAUACUAUCAAUAAUAAUUGGUAAUGUUAAUGUUACUAAUUGGCGUUAUUAAUGUAUCACUGCUGGUUACUAAUGUUAACAGUAUUAAUUACAUAAUAUCGCAACAAUACAUAUCAGAGUAUUGCAGCUCAAUGUCCGGUUCGCUAUUAAGAUAUUCCAUUGUAAUUUAAAAACGACUACUUAUUUAAUAGUUAUGUACUACAUCGUCAUUCGCGUGAAGAAGCGACGAUCACAGUAUCAAGCAUCACAAUUACCGCAAUCAAUCGCGCAUCCUUGCUCUCUCUCUUUCUCUCUGUCGCGAAUUGAAGAGCAAAGAGAGCGAAUCUCGCCGUACUCGCGAUAAUUAAUUUGUUUAUUAAGAUUUACCAUGACAACCCGGCCGCUUCGUUUUUUCGACGCGACGAAAACGAACGAUCGAGUUAUGAUUAAGCGCGUAUGGGUCACUCGUACGACCGGAAGUGCGUAGACCCGCGUAAACGAAACCACACAUACACACACACAACACACACACACACACAAAUACACACGAACACACACGAACGUACGCAAACACGCACGCACGAAUGCACACGCGCACGUACGCACGGUAUAUAUGUAUACAUGACUUGUACCAGUAUUCAAAAGACAGAGAGCUCGACGUAGAGUUGCGCAACCGAGCGAGCUGUUCUAGCAUUAUUCUAGGCGCAGCGUUUAGCGUGAGUCACACACGCGAGGUUCUUAUCGAUGCCGCCGUGUGACGCAAACGAGCGCGAGGUGCCCGUAUUCUAGCUUUAGCAUGCCGUUAGAGCGUCUCCAAUGUUAAGAGAGCACGUGCGACCGCUCCCAUUUGCCUAAUUCUGUGAGGAAGAGAAGCGUAAAGAUCAUCGAUAAGGAUAAUUGAAGAUUUAGGAAUGUCAUUCUCUCUCUUAUAUAUCGUGAUCACGUUUAACGAUGAACGCGGUCGAUUGAAUGUCUGCCUGAUGUAAACACGCGACGAUAUUACUGGAAAUAAUUAUACUAUACUCAUAAAGGAAGCGCUUAAUUUUAAGAUUAUAUAAAAAUUGUUUUUUUUUUGCCUCUGUUUUUAAUUACUUAAGUGUUCUAGUUGAAACGAUGUUUAGAUUUAAAACACUAAAAGCAUUAAUUUUAAUGGUGAAAUCUUUCAAUCUUUGACUUUACGUUCAUUUCCACCAAUGUAAAUAACUUUGAUCUCCAGUCAGCUUUUUCUUUAUCUUUUCCUAGUUCUAAGAAUUGAAAAAAGAUAAAAGUUAAGCCGAGAUUGAAGUUAGCGUUUUAAAUACGAACGUCAUUUAAAAUCAAAACAUUGUCAAGUAUUUAAAAAACGAAAAUAUAAACAAGUCAUUUUAAUAACCUGAAAUUAAAUACUUCUUUUGUAAGCGUAAUUACUUCAAUGUGUUUUGACAUCGUAUUUAAAUGAAGAAUCGAGAUUAUUACUCUCACGACGGAGCCAUAUUUUUUAAACGUGCUCUCUUUGCGAAAUUUGUCCGAUAAUAAUUACGGUCGAUGGUAUUAUGAGAAAGAUAAUCAUGUUAAAGUAACUCAACGGGAAUUUCUACGUUCGUUGUGCGAGCCGCGUUGAACUCUAAACGUGCGGCAGCGAAAUUACGGGCACCAUCUACGACGGCACCUCUUCGCGUGUGCGUGUAAUGUACAAUAAAUGAUGCACGUGUUUUUUCGCGGACGUUAACGAGAUUAUAGAGAAAUAGCGGGACAAGCGACUCGAGCCGAUAAGGGUCGAUUGUGAUUUUUUUGUAAAUAAUUGUAAUUGUGCGUAGAGCGGUAGACUCGACCAAGCGGGGGGAAGAAAGGCCCCCUCGCGCGAGGGGGGAGGCGGUGCCCCGCCGAAAACUUGUCAAUUAUAUUGUUCGCCGUUCCUUCUCUCGUGUACUCCGGCAAGCGGGAUCCGACACUAGAACUGCCUCGUCAAAUAUUCGUCCUUCAAAAUAUCCUCGCGAAUUCGUCCGAUGAAUUGUUGCGAAGGCAAGGAAAAAUUCUGUGAUAAAGGAAUCUCUCCCAUUUUUUUUUCUCUCUCUCUCUUUUUUCUCGACUCGCCGCGCACAAAACGGAGGACGAAUUUCGGUCUGCGACGAUCGGACAAGCCCACUUUUUCCGAUAUCGCUCCGCGCGAGAGGUCGGGGGAAAAUUUUCAAGAGGCUUUACGAGCUCUCUGUGGUUUUAUCACGCCACACACUCGCCGGCGAGAUAGAAACGAACGGCCCGGCCGCUCCCGAUAAUCGGACAAGUCUAUAUUUUUCUGUUGUUAUAGAAAAACCGUGAAAACGUGCGGAAGGUAUCACGAGAUAUUUCGUUUGAACUCUGAGCGUGUUUACCGAGGCGAAAUCGUAAAACAGAAUUGAUAGAUCCGUAAUAGUCAGAAGAGUCCGUGUCUUCCCCCGCUGCUGUAGAGAAAAAUCAUGAGAAUGCGUCACAAAGUGGUAUUAUUACUCUGAUAUUAUUUUAAUGGGGGAAUAAUGACAUUAUCACUCACUUAUUCUCUGACUUUAGAAUUUAGCGUAAGCGCGAAGAAACGUUUAUGUGUCUCUUCUAAUUGUAAUAUACGAAAUUAAAAUUAUUUUCUCUUGGAAAUAUCGUGUUAGGAAUAAUUCGCUUUCUUAAAUAUGUGUAAAUAAAAACCAAGAAUUAACUUAAUGUAUUUAAGAAAAUUUAAAAUGACAUUUUUCAAGAUAAAAUUUUUUUUUAACGAAUUAACGAUUGAACGUUCGAAGAAGCAUUUUUGCAAAUACUUCUACGUAUAAUAAAGGUACCGCAACUGUGCCAAUCAAAGUUAAUACUCGAUUAUCGAGUAAUUAAUCGGAAAACACUAGAAUUAUGUAUUAUCCGAUUUGCUCCGGAACCGAACGAAUCCGCAAUAAAUAAUUCGGAAUUAAAUGCCGGAAAUCCGAAAGAAGCGGACCAAGUUUUUCAGCUGGUCGCGCGCUUGGGAGGAAACUCGCCUGGGUGUCAAUCGAUACUCCAUUAGUAAAGCGAGCGCUAAAUAAUGGACGACUCAUUCGUCGUGGAAAAAAAAAGUGGGCUUGCCCGGUUUUUUACCGGCGAACCUCGGUAGGCGGAAUCGAAACCCGCGCGUGCUAAUCAACUGAUCGAGAGAGCCAUAUUUCAACCAACCCCGUCACGUCGACCACUCGGGGUUUUUUUUUAACAUUGUUGCAUUUUUUCUACCGGAGCUUCGCCGUAAAUUCGGUAAACCCUCGCGCGGCCAAAAGGGAAGGAAAAAGCAUCCCAAUCAUUUAGGUUACGAACAAGGUCACCCCCUUCCCUCCUCCCCUAACCCUCCGAAGAGAAACGUUAGCCUUACACAAUUUUUGUACUUAUCUUCCCGUUGAUUUUUCCCUCCUUCUUCCCUCCUCUCUCUGCUCUUCUUUCCCAUUUCCCAACUCGUUUGUCUAACUAGCUGUGUAUUCUCCUCACGUGUAUACGCGUAGACGGCCUCGGAAGAAUUAGCGAGACCGUCGGCGGGAAGCGAAGUUGUAUGUGUAGUACGACCUGACAAAAGUGAGAAUAGAUGGCCUACACUUUUA